UACAGAUGUCCCCUUUAAAACAAAUGAAAAGCAACUCGGACUGCGAACUUAUUAGUAUUGCAGCUGAACUCGCAAAGACAAGUACCAUUCUUAAUUGAAUACUUAACGUUCGAUGUUUACUCUUUUACUGAUAUUGGGAUCAUCGGUGAUCUUGAUUUACUAUUUCUUAAUUAAACCUCAACUUUAUUGGAAGGAGAGAAAUGUCACGCAAGGACCGCCGGUUCCCAUCAUCGGAGACAACAAGAGGACAAUUCUGAGACAGGAAUCAUUCUUGGAAAUGGUCAAGAGGACUUAUAUGCGUUUCCCAAAUGAGAGAUACACUGGCAUCUAUCAGAUGACCGUUCCUACACUGAUACUGCGUGAUCCUGACCUCAUCAAGCAGAUUACCGUCAAAGAUUUCGAGUAUUUCACUGAUCACAGGAGCUUUGUCCCUGAUAAUUCCGAUCCUCUAUGGAAUAAAAACUUAUUCGCUCUCAAAGGUGAAAAAUGGCGUGACAUGAGGGCAACAUUAAGUCCAGCUUUCACGAGCAGUAAAAUGCGCGCAAUGUUCACCCUGAUCAACGAUUGCGCUAAAAAGUUCAUAGAUUUCCAUUUGGAAGCAAGCAAAGAUGGUGAAAUUACGGUAGAAAUGAAGGAUAUCUUCACGCGUUACGCGAAUGACGUUAUAGCUACGUGCGCUUUUGGAGUAACAUGCGAUUCGCUUAAAGAGCCAAAGAACGAAUUCUACGUUAUGGGUAGACAGGCGUCCGACUUCAGCAGCAUAAUUAAGAAUUUAAAAAUAUUCUUUUUCAUAUUACUACCAAAAAUUGCCAAGGUGCUCAAAAUUGCUUUCUUCAAUGAACAUGUCAGUAAGUUCUUCAAGAAUCUCGUGAAGGAAACUAUAAAGAUGAGAGAAGAUAAUGGGAUUGUAAGACCGGAUAUGAUCAAUUUGCUGAUGGAGGCCAGGAAAGGCAGGUUGAAGUACGAUGAAGAAACAAAUGUCAAUGAUAGCGGUUUUGCUACUGUCGAAGAAUCGCAUAUUGGAAAGACACAAGUGUUGAAGCAGGAGAUUACCGAUACCGAUAUUACAGCUCAGGCGUUGAUUUUCUUCUUCGCCGGAUUUGAAUCUGUAUCCACUUUGAUGUGUUUCAUGGCUUACGAACUUGCAGUCAGUCCUGACAUCCAGUCAAAACUUAUGAGCGAAGUUGAUGAGAUGUACGCUGAAUGCAACGGAAAAUUAACCUACGACAAGUUGGCUACUAUGAAGUACAUGGACAUGGUCAUUUCUGAGACCCUGAGGAAAUGGCCUUCGGCAAUAGCAGUUGAUCGUGUUUGCGUUAAACCAUAUACAAUACCUGCAGUUAAUGAAUCCGAAAGUCCGGUGCAUAUUAAGAUUGGCGAUGUUUUAUGGUUGCCUAUCAUUGGUAUGCAUUAUGAUCCUGAGCUUUAUCCGAACCCAGACACAUUCGAUCCAGACCGAUUUAGUGAAGAAAAUAAGCAUAACAUCAAAUCAAGCACGUAUUUACCGUUCGGGAUUGGUCCAAGGAACUGCAUCGGUUCACGCUUCGCCCUUAUGGAAACAAAAACCGUAUUCUUUCAUAUCCUAUCAAAAUUCGAGAUCACCGUUACAUCAAAGACGGUUGUUCCUAUUCAGAUAAGCAAGAAACAGUUCAAUAUUACCGCGGAGGGGGGUUACUGGUUGGGAUUAAAACCGAGACAAUAGUUA
This is a messenger RNA of Nicrophorus vespilloides, 1705 nucleotides long. RefSeq names its product cytochrome P450 9e2-like. The transcript has 4 exons. Gene Ontology annotation, molecular function: monooxygenase activity; heme binding; oxidoreductase activity, acting on paired donors, with incorporation or reduction of molecular oxygen. NCBI's taxonomy places the organism in Eukaryota, Metazoa, Arthropoda, Insecta, Coleoptera, Silphidae. The coding region runs from base 113 to 1702 and encodes 529 amino acids. The record is from RefSeq and is a predicted model, not a curated record.